Sinocyclocheilus anshuiensis is the source of this 661-nucleotide messenger RNA. Its product is annotated as cell wall protein DAN4-like. The transcript is spliced from 11 exons. The coding region runs from base 140 to 661 and encodes 173 amino acids. NCBI's taxonomy places the organism in Eukaryota, Metazoa, Chordata, Actinopteri, Cypriniformes, Cyprinidae. The record is from RefSeq and is a predicted model, not a curated record.
GCAUCAAGACAGUGGAGGAGUAUGGCCAUUUUCCACUUCGUCGGGACGCCAUCGAGGCCCAUUGCUAACAGUAAAGGAAGCUCAUCCUCUGAACUGACUUUUGGAUACAGAGAAAUACAUCAGACUGUCAACACUGACAAUGGUUUCCUCUCUUCAUAAAAGUUUUAUAAGAGCACUGACUAUCAUCUCUGUUAUUCUAUCUGGUACUAACAUCAGCAGCACCAAUACAACAGUCACACCAGAGAUGACCUCAGCUGCUGGUACUAACAUCAGCAGCACCAAUACAACAGUCACACCAGAGAUGACCUCAGCUGCUGUUACCAACAUCUUCACCUCCCAUGAAAUAUUCACACCUGAGAUGAGCUACGCUGCUGCUACUAACAUCAUCAGCCCUGAUACAACAGUCACACCAGAGACGAGCUCAGUUGAUGUUCACGGCAUUAACACCAGCUCUAGAACCGAUACACCAGUGAACAUCUCAAUUGUAUCUUUACAUUUGGAGAAUUCCACAACAUUUACUAGUUCCGCUUCAUCAGAUUAUUUGCUGGCAGUCACUUCCACAACAUCUAGCAGUCCCACUACUACAGCUCCUUUACACAUGGUCCCUUCCACAACAUCUGCCAGUCCUACUACUACAGGUGAAUGUGUUGCUGAACUGUAG